Molecule: messenger RNA, 1503 nt
Organism: Xylaria bambusicola
Lineage: Eukaryota; Fungi; Ascomycota; Sordariomycetes; Xylariales; Xylariaceae
Product: aldehyde dehydrogenase
Exons: 4
Coding region: 1-1503 (500 amino acids)
Molecular function (GO): oxidoreductase activity, acting on the aldehyde or oxo group of donors, NAD or NADP as acceptor
Source: RefSeq, a predicted model, not a curated record
AUGGCGAAUCUCAACGUUGACCUCACAGCCCCGAAUGGGAAGAAGUUCACCCUGCCCACUGGUCUCUUUAUCAACAAUGAGUUUGUCAAGGCGAGCGGAGGGGGUGAGAAGAUCACGAGCAUCAAUCCUACUAACGAGCAGGAUAUCUGUUCUGUAGAAGCCGCUUCGGCAGACGAUGUAGAUAAGGCGGUUGCGGCAGCGCGAGCCGCGCUGAAUCAUGAAUCAUGGCGCGACAUCAGCGGCACUGAGCGCGGGGCGCUCAUGUUCAAGUUAGCGGAUCUUGCCGAGCAGGAGAAAGAGGUCCUGGCCACGAUUGAGACCUGGGAUAACGGUAAGCCAUACGGCGACGCGCUCGGCGACCUCGACGAGGUCAUAUCCUGCCUCCGUUACUAUGGCGGCUGGGCCGACAAGAUACACGGCCAGACUAUCCCUACAACGCCGCAGAAGUUCGCUUACACGCUAAAGCAACCCAUUGGUGUCUGUGGACAGAUCAUCCCGUGGAAUUAUCCUCUAGCUAUGGCAGCGUGGAAGCUAGGUCCUGCGCUUGCCUGCGGUAACACGAUUGUCCUCAAGCCCGCGGAGCAGACGCCCCUCUCCAUUCUUUACUUCGCGACCCUGAUCGCUAAGGCCGGCUUCCCUGCCGGCGUAGUCAACAUCAUCAAUGGGUACGGCAGAGUGGCUGGACAAGCGCUCGCCAGCCACCUCGACGUCGAUAAGGUGGCAUUCACUGGAUCGACGGCGACAGGCAAGCACAUUAUGAAGACGGCGAGUAUCAACAUGAAGAACAUUACCCUCGAGACGGGCGGCAAGUCGCCGCUCCUCGUGUUCGCGGACGCGGACCUCGAGCAGGCCGCGAAAUGGGCGCACGUCGGUAUAAUGAGCAACCAGGGCCAGAUCUGCACGGCGACGAGCCGCGUGCUAGUGCACGAGAAUGUGUACGACAAGUUCGUAGCGCUCUUCCGCGAGGAGAUCAAGAACACGAGCAAAGUCGGCGACCCGUUCGCCGAGGGUACGUUCCAAGGCCCACAGGUAACGAAGGUGCAGUAUGAAAGGGUCCUUGAUUUUGUGCAAUCGGGGCAAUCCGAAGGCGCGACACUAGCAAUGGGCGGCAAGCCAUGCCCGCUCAACGGCAAGGGGUACUUCAUCGAGCCCACCGUCUUCACCGACGUUAAAGACACCAUGUCCAUCUAUCGUGAGGAGGUGUUCGGCCCUUUCGUGGUAGUCGCAUCCUUCAAGACGGAGGACGAAGCUGUUCGCAUGGCCAACAGCACGACGUACGGGCUAGGUGCUUCCCUCUUCAGCCAGAAUAUCGAGCUCGCGCACCGCGUGGCUGCACGCAUCGAGUCGGGCAUGGUGUGGAUAAACUCAUCCAACGACUCCGACUUUAGAGUGCCCUUUGGCGGCGUCAAGCAAAGUGGCAUCGGCCGCGAGCUGGGCGAGGCGGGCCUCGCGGCUUAUUCGCAGACGAAAGCCGUCCAUGUGAACAUGGGAACAAAACUAUAG